AUGUUGGUAACAAGGGCCCUAUGGAGUCAAGAUCAUUAUCCGAAAAAAAAAAUUACACUAUGCAAGGGUAUCCCAAUAACGACAUUGGACUAUGCUGAAUCUUUUCUGUUGAAUUCUCAAAAAUAUUCAGAAGAACAACGAAAAGAAGUUACACAAAUUGUCAAAUCUAAAAUCAGAAAAAAAAGUAGAUGGAUUGCCGCACAUUACAUAGAUCUUUUCCUUAAAAGAAAUAAUCGUUGGCUCCAAAUGUCAUUUGAAAUACCACAAACAAAAUCACGACCAGGGCGCCCACAGAAAUCUUUUAGUAAUAUUAGCGAGCGAAGUAAAAGACGAAAAACAGAAGCAUUCCGUGGUGAAAUAAGCUCUGAAGAGUUGACUUUUGACACUCAUACGAAGUUACGUUCUGAGGGCAAGACUGAUGCUUCAAAGGUGAUAAAAGACCUAAUGCAAUCUCUAACGCGAGCAAAAAAUAUCGAAAUGACGGAAAGCAUCAACCGUAUUAACCCCAAUGAAAGCAUUGUCUAUGUUUGUCGAAGCUGGCCUGACUACAAGACAGUAUGA
Messenger RNA from Acanthoscelides obtectus, 561 nucleotides. NCBI's taxonomy places the organism in Eukaryota, Metazoa, Arthropoda, Insecta, Coleoptera, Chrysomelidae. The record is from the annotation of a GenBank genome assembly.